Dioscorea cayenensis subsp. rotundata (Guinea yam) is the source of this 3264-nucleotide messenger RNA. RefSeq names its product cellulose synthase A catalytic subunit 4 [UDP-forming]-like. Lineage: Eukaryota; Viridiplantae; Streptophyta; Magnoliopsida; Dioscoreales; Dioscoreaceae. The transcript is spliced from 13 exons. Gene Ontology annotation, cellular component: trans-Golgi network; plasma membrane. Gene Ontology annotation, biological process: cellulose biosynthetic process; plant-type primary cell wall biogenesis. The record is from RefSeq and is a predicted model, not a curated record. Bases 39 to 2969 code for a protein of 976 amino acids. Gene Ontology annotation, molecular function: cellulose synthase (UDP-forming) activity.
GAAGCUCAUUCUUAGGCUUGUUGUUCCCAGUGGAGAGGAUGAUGGAGUCUGGUGUUCCUCUCUGCUCCACCUGUGGUGAGCCUGUGGGCUUCUCCUCCAAUGGUGAGGUCUUUGUGGCUUGCCAUGAGUGCAAUUACCCUCUCUGUAAGCCUUGCUUUGAGGAUGAGCUCAAGGAGGGGAGGGGAAGCUGUUUGAGAUGUGGUGCUUCUUAUCUUGUUCAUGACACUACUGAAGAUGCUGAUCAUCAAGAAUUGCGAAAACGAGUCACGAUGGCGUCACAUCUACAGGACAGUAAGGAUAAUGGAGUUCAUGCGAGAAAUGAAAGCAGCCUUUCUGUGGCUGAAAGUGAGGCAAAUAGUGAAUCGGGAAACCCAAUAUGGAAAAAUAGAGUAGAAAGUUGGAAGGAGAAGAAGAAUAAGAAAAGUGCUGCAAAGAAGGCCAAGAAGGAAGAACAAAUCCCAGUGGAACAACAAAUGGAAGGCAAAGAGUCUUUAGAUGAUGGGCAACCACUUUCAAGAAUUGUCCCACUCUCUCCCAAUAAACUCACACCAUAUCGGGCUGUGAUUAUAAUGAGAUUGAUAAUUCUUGGGCUUUUCUUUCAUUAUAGAAUAACCAAUCCUGUUGAUAGUGCUUAUGCUCUAUGGCUAACUUCAGUGAUAUGUGAGAUUUGGUUUGCUGUCUCUUGGGUGUUGGAUCAAUUUCCCAAAUGGUCGCCUAUUAUGAGAGAGACAUUUAUAGACAGGCUAUCCGCAAGGUAUGAAAAAGGUGAAUUCUGUGGACUUGCUCCAGUAGACUUCUUUGUGAGUACUGUGGAUCCGCUGAAAGAACCACCACUGAUCACAGCUAAUACUGUGCUAUCGAUUCUUUCGGCUGAUUAUCCUGUUGAGAAAAUCUCUUGCUAUGUAUCUGAUGAUGGCUCUGCUAUGCUUACAUUUGAGACUCUUGCGGAAACUGCCGAGUUUGCAAGGAAGUGGGUCCCAUUUUGCAAGAAGUAUGCAAUUGAACCACGAGCACCUGAGUUCUAUUUCUCUCAGAAAAUUGACUAUUUGAAAGACAAAAUACAGCCAUCAUUUGUAAAAGAACGCAGAGCAAUGAAGAGAGAUUAUGAAGAGUACAAGGUGAGGAUAAAUGCUUUAGUUGCCAAGGCUCAGAAAACUCCGGAUGAAGGCUGGACGAUGCAAGAUGGAACAUCAUGGCCCGGAAAUAAUCCACGUGACCACCCUGGCAUGAUUCAGGUUUUUCUUGGCAAUAGUGGAGCUCAUGACAUUGAAGGCAAUGAACUUCCUCGUCUUGUAUAUGUCUCCAGAGAAAAAAGACCUGGAUACCAGCACCACAAAAAGGCUGGAGCGAUGAAUGCUCUGGUGCGAGUCUCAGCGGUUCUUACAAAUGCUCCAUACAUUCUCAACCUGGAUUGUGAUCACUAUGUCAACAACAGUAAAGCAGUUCGCGAAGCAAUGUGCUUCAUGAUGGACCCUCAAGUAGGUAGAGAGGUGUGUUACAUUCAGUUCCCUCAGAGAUUUGACGGCAUAGAUCGCAGUGAUCGAUAUGCUAAUCGGAACACAGUCUUCUUCGAUGUUAACAUGAAAGGCCUUGAUGGAAUUCAAGGACCAGUUUAUGUGGGAACUGGUUGUGUCUUCAACAGGCAAGCAUUAUAUGGAUAUGGUCCACCAUCUUUGCCUGCACUUCCAAAGGCAUCAUUUUGCUCAUGGUGUUGUUCCUGCUGCUGCUGUUGUCGUUCAAAGAAAGCUCCAAAAGAUGAGAAAGAAGUUUACAGAGAUUCCAAGAGGGAUGAUCUGAAUGCAGCCAUAUUUAAUCUCAGAGAAAUUGACAACUACGAUGAAUAUGAGAGGUCAAUGUUGAUAUCCCAGCUGAGUUUUGAGAAGACAUUUGGUUUAUCUUCAGUUUUCAUUGAGUCCACUCUAAUGGAGUAUGGAGGAGUUGCAGAGUCUGCAAACCCAUCUACAUUAAUAAAAGAAGCUAUUCAUGUCAUUAGCUGUGGGUACGAGGAGAAAACUGAAUGGGGAAAAGAGAUUGGCUGGAUUUAUGGGUCAGUGACAGAAGACAUUCUAACAGGAUUCAAGAUGCAUUGCAGGGGAUGGAGAUCAAUCUACUGCAUGCCUUUGAGACCAGCCUUCAAAGGAUCAGCUCCAAUCAAUCUUUCCGACCGUCUGCACCAAGUUCUUCGGUGGGCUCUCGGCUCUGUCGAGAUCUUCCUCAGCCGCCAUUGCCCUCUCUGGUAUGGCUAUGGUGGUGGUCGUCUCAAAUGGCUACAAAGACUCUCCUACAUUAACACCAUCGUCUAUCCCUUCACUUCACUCCCGCUCAUUGCUUACUGCUCACUUCCCGCCAUUUGCCUCCUCACCGGAAAAUUCAUCAUCCCGACGCUUUCAAACAUUGCAAGUGUGUGGUUUCUUGGCCUCUUUAUCUCCAUCAUCCUGACAAGUGUUCUCGAGCUUCGUUGGAGUGGUGUCGGAAUAGAAGAAUGGUGGCGUAACGAGCAGUUCUGGGUCAUUGGAGGAGUCUCGGCCCAUCUCUUUGCAGUUUUCCAAGGGUUCCUGAAGAUGCUUGCAGGCAUUGACACCAACUUCACUGUGACAUCUAAGGCUGCAGAUGACGGGGAAUUCGCUGACCUCUAUAUUGUCAAGUGGACUACGCUAUUGAUACCUCCGACGACCCUCAUCGUUGUUAAUCUCGUUGGUGUCGUUGCCGGGUUCUCUGAUGCAUUGAACAGUGGGUAUGAAGCUUGGGGGCCAUUGUUCGGGAAGGUGUUCUUUGCACUGUGGGUGAUACUUCAUCUGUAUCCAUUCCUCAAGGGUCUCAUGGGAAGGCAGAACCGAACUCCCACCAUUGUUGUGCUCUGGUCUGUGCUUUUGGCCUCUGUUUUCUCUCUUCUGUGGGUGAAGAUCGAUCCAUUCUUGAGCAAGACAGACAGUGCAGUUGCUCAGAACUGCAAUUCCAUUGACUGCUGAUGAAGACCCCUGCAUCACUGUCAGCAUGUGUUCAUUUGUUAUAUAAUGGCGAGACAAUCACUACAAGUGAUUCUUCUAUACAUUGUUUUAUUUUGAGAGACCCUGCAAUGAGCUGAGAGAUAAGUUUUGACUCUAUUGGAACUUGGGUGUCUUAUAAACAUAUGGCAACUUAUCAAUGGUGAUAUUUGCGUAAGGGUUUGUUAUUAACAUUCAAAAUUGUCCGUACUUGGUGUCUAAACUUAAGAGCAUACAUAUGAACAAGUGUCAUCGAAAUGUUAAUAAGAGUGUGAGAAUA